Molecule: messenger RNA, 2341 nt
Organism: Pyrus x bretschneideri (Chinese white pear)
Lineage: Eukaryota; Viridiplantae; Streptophyta; Magnoliopsida; Rosales; Rosaceae
Product: rab GTPase-activating protein 22
Exons: 5
Coding region: 263-1867 (534 amino acids)
Biological process (GO): activation of GTPase activity
Molecular function (GO): GTPase activator activity
Source: RefSeq, a predicted model, not a curated record
AGACUCUAGAGAGAGAUAGACUCAGUCCCUAGUGAGAGAGAGAGAGACAAAGAAGACGACUUCCAAAGUAAAAGAAAGCAAAAAGCAAAUCAAAGCAGUUGCCUUUGCCAUUCAAUUCAUUCAUUCACUCUUGCAGUUCUUCAAUUGGGAGUAAAAUUAUUAAAUUUUAAUUCCCAAUUAAUCCCAACCUCCUCCUGCUCUUGCUCUCCCACCAGAUGCAGCAGAUCACAAGGGCAUUUCUGUCGUUUACAACCCUACUCACAUGAUCCCCUCCGGUUCCGGGAACGCCUUCAUCUCCGGCGGAGGCGGGUUAUGGUCGGCGGCACCGUCGUACGUUGCCGUCGGCGUCACGGCCUUGGCUGGGCUCGCGGUGGUCGUGGCCGUGUUCUGCACUGCCACUAGGGUUCGCCUUAAGUCACCUUGGUCCCGCAGGAAAAGAAAACAUGCCCUUUCAGCUCAGCAAUGGAGGCUAUUCUUUACACCAGAUGGAAAGCUUCGUGAUGGUGGAGUUAAGUUGGUGAAGAAAGUUCGCAGUGGAGGUGUUGAUCCAAGUAUUAGGGCAGAAGUUUGGCCAUUUCUCCUUGGAGUCUAUGAAUUAAACAGUUCAAAGGAAGAAAGGGAGAUAGUACGAUCUCAGAAAAGAAAGGAAUAUGAGAAACUCCGUAGACAGUGCCGCCGACUCAUAAAGCGCGAAAAUGAUAGCUCUAAGUUGAAUGGGGACAGUAGUAGCUUCACCCAUGAUACAGGUUCUCCCAGCUCCGAGGAUGCGGUUAGCGCCAGGGAAUCCCUUUCUAGUGAAGAUAAGAUACCAGAUGUUGAAUACUCAGAUGACCCUUCCAGUACAUUGUUGGAUGGAGAUGAUGAUGGUUCAAGAGAAAACACAAAUGCUGAUUCCAAAGCAAUAAACUCUGACUUGUCUGACUCGGACUCCUCUGAAGAACCUGAGGUGAUUCAGGCUUUCCCCUCAUGUGAAGGGAGGGAAGAAAAUGAUCCUGAUGUGACUUCCAAGGAUGAAUCUUCUCCCUUGAGGACCGAGGUCCAAUCAAAUCUAAACAGUGAGGAUUUUGCCACAUGGCAGCGGAUCAUACGCCUUGAUGCAGUACGAACUAAUUCGGAUUGGAUUCCGCACUCCCCAUCUCAAGCUGAAGUGUCACAGGAUAGGGCAUCACGUUCGGCUGAGGCUGUUGGGUUGAAAGAUUACAGUCACUUGGAGCCUUGCAGAAUUUUCCAUGCUGCUAGACUAGUUGCUAUUCUUGAAGCAUAUGCACUCUAUGACCCCGAAAUUGGUUACUGCCAGGGCAUGAGUGACCUGCUUUCUCCUAUAGCUGCUGUAAUAACAGAGGAUCACGAGGCUUUCUGGUGUUUUGUCGGUUUCAUGAAGAAGGCUCGACAUAAUUUUAGGCUUGACGAGGUAGGGAUCCAAAGGCAGUUGAGUAUCGUUUCUAAAAUUAUCAAAUGCAAGGACUCCCACCUAUACAGGCACUUGGAGAAGCUCCAGGCGGAGGAUUGCUUUUUCGUUUAUAGGAUGGUGGUUGUGCUAUUUAGGAGGGAGUUGACUUUCGAACAGACAGUAUGCCUAUGGGAGGUAAUGUGGGCCGAUCAAGCAGCCAUUAGGGCAGGUAUCGGAAAAUCUGCAUGGAGCAGGAUAAGGCAACGAGCCCCACCAACAGACGAUCUGUUACUCUUUGCCAUCGCAGCUUCUGUAUUGCAGAAGAGGAAGCUGAUAAUCGAGAAGUACAGCAGCAUGGAUGAGAUUAUCCGGGAGUGCAAUAGCAUCUCGGGGCAACUUGAUAUAUGGAAGCUCCUGGACGAUGCACAUGACCUGGUAGUAAACCUCCAUGACAAGAUAGAGACGUCUUUCUCAUGACUGCAUAUUUCGGUAGCAUGGUUCGUUCUUAUGGUUCAUUCUCGGCAUCCUGUUAUUCGGAGCAUCCAAAUUCCUCAUUCCUUCCUUCCCCUUUCACAACAUAAGCACUUCGGGAGCUCACUCCGACCAGACUAUCUUCAAGCUUGCUUAAAAGUGGCGGUGUCAAAACUUUCGAACGAUUAAUUAUUCAGAUUUACCUGCAUUGUAUUCUGCUCUGUUCUUACCGCGCGAUUCCACGAUUUGCAGGUAAAACUACUGUAUUAGCAUUUACCAUUUAUCCGUUAAUGUAACCAUACUCCCAUACUGGAUGAGGAACACAUGAAAUUGUCCAAUUAGAAAUAAUACCCCUCUCCCACAUAGGCCCUCGCAGUUCAGUGUUCCUCCGGUGGUUAGUUAUGUAAAUUAUGAUCUAGUUGGGGCUAUUUUCAUCCCUUUUGUGCAAUACGAGCCUUUGGAUUGCUCCAGUUUCGUCAA